UGAAUUGGCGCGUCAAAAGGGCUUGAUUGAACCACGCUGGGUCAGAGGGGAUUAGAUCGAGCAGAAGUUGGAACAGGGCAAGAGUUCCAGACCAAGAGUGCAGUGAGGGAGUGAGUUUACCAGAUCCAGGAGAUGAACCGUUUGCUAUGUGUUGUGUUGCUGUGCGCUUUGUGCGGUAGAAGUGCAGCUAUAACACAAAUCUCUUAUGUCCCUGAAAUUGUGUCAGAUACUGUACUAGGGCGAAUCUCACAAACAACAGUUGCACUUGAACAGCCGCUCUGUGUGUUUAACAGUUCAGGAACAGGCUGUGUGAACUGUGAUGUUUGGCUGCUCGUGGCUAACUUGGCGGGAGUUGCAGCAUUUAAUAAUAUCAAAAAUGAAUUUGUGGAUCCUUCACUUUUUACGUACCAAGGUGCUUUCACUGGAUCAAAUGGUUUUUACUUCACUGUUAAAACAAAAAGGAAUGUUUACUCUUGUCCACCAACUGCUAUUCCUGGCCAGAUCUUAACUUUGCGAGUUGGGUCAGAAGUGCCCUGUACAACUCCAAAUUGCAAUGCACCAUUACCUACUGGUGGGAAAUUCCGAAUGAAGUAUGUUUUGAUUGAUCCUGAUAGAAGUCCAAGCAAUAUUGUUGCAGAAACGCAAUUUACAGAUGAGAUCAUGCUGCUAAAUGCUACAGAUCCCAAUAUCAUUGACCCCUUUUUGAGUCGCAGUGGGGGGAUGGUUGUCAUAACAACAAUUCUCUCCAUUCUGCUCUUCCUGCUGCUGGCAAUGUUUGCAGCUAUGCUCGCCAUGGCUUGUUGCAAAAAAUCUGUAAUGUCUGACUUCCCUGAACCUAUAACCACGUUUGGUUCCCUCCGAGAAUAUAACACUCACAGCUUGCAGAAAAGACCGGGUGUCAUUACUCCAAAGGGCAUGAUGUAAAGCAGUGUCUGUGGUUGAACCACAGACUGUGGACAGGAAUCUGGCAGCCUCAUUCCUCCUUGGUCUCUCCAACUACCCAAUUUCACAAUUACAGUGGAAUACUCAUGUAACUAUGGUGUUUGGAAUGAUGAAGUGUCUUUACGCUGAUGAUUCAAAUGUCGAGGUGUGAACUCCUUAAGGUUAACAUUUUUUCCUUUUACAUAGUGCCAGUGUUCUUUCUGAAUAACAGUGCAAUACAAAAUAUUGUUGAAUUCAGUUUGUUGAAGCUUUUUUUUCUUGCACUCAGCGCAACAUUUGCAAGAAUAACAAAGCCAAGAGGGACAACCUUUAUAUUGUCUGAGAAGGCUCUACUAAUUAGUUGGCAAGUGCACUCUGGUAGAAACUUUGACAUGGAGAAUUACCAGUUAGAUGAUGACUGACACUUAACUGCCAAGUUUUAUUUAAACUUAAAUUGUGUUGAUUCUGACUGCCUCGGGAAAUGUACCAAUGAUUAAUUGUUGUCUGUUUUGUCAUGAUUGCAAGACAAAAAGCUUCAACAAAAUAUCUUUUGUUAGCAGUACUCUACUGUUUUGUACAAAAACAACUAUUUGCAAUAUAAGGUAUUAAAAAAAUCUUUGUCUUUACAGUGGAGGAGUAAAUGUUUUAGACCUCUUUCAAUCCCACUCAACCGCUAGCUGCUGUUUUGGCUUUAGAGUACCGUUUUAAUUGUUACCCCAAAAGGAAUACAAGGUCGUGAUUACAGAUUCUGGUUCUUGUCAUUGUUUCAAUUAGAAUCUAAAUCAGUCAUUCACAAACCCAACAUGUUAGAGUUUGACUCUUUCUCUUUAUGUUCUUCUGAUAGCAUUUUGCACUCUUUCAACCAAGUAAGGGGGAGGGGUGGCUGUAUUACUGGACGCUAAAGAUACGGUCCAAUCUUAUCCUUUUCAGCAUCUGAGAUGCUGCUUUUCCCUGGGAAUUAUGCUGGUAACUGGGUUUAUACUAAUUUCUGAGAAACACCUUUUUUUUUUUUGUUUCUUUGAAUGCCUGGAGCCCAGGUAAAGGCCCCUUUGUGUCUGGAUCAUUGUGCCAAGGUGAGAAUUUGGUUCAGUUGGUUUUACCUUGAUGCAAUGUGGCCUAAGAACACCACCUACUCCAUGGCUAAAGCAUUUACUCCUCCCAUUUUCUCUCGGUCAGCUUUCCUUAUUUUGCGAAUUAUGCUUUAUUUCUUCCAUUUGAAAUAUUUCCUGUACAGCGUACAGCUAAUAUCUUUUAGCUGUUUGUUUUUUUUUAAAAUACCAUAUGCUGCUCGAUCAAUUAAACACUCCUGAUGCAGAGCUUCACAGAACAGGAGUGUGUGUAGGAGUUUGGGAUGGGAAACCCAGUUGGUUAUGUUUGACAUCCAUAUCACAUUCCAAUCAUGUGCAGCUCUGCGCUGUGGGAAACUAGUUAGUAGUAUUGACCCAUUGCUUUAAAGUCAGCUGGAACAGUUCCAGAUGUUGGUGGCCUCUCGUUUUCCAACACUUUGAAGUCAAACUGCCAGAGGAAGUAAUAGAUGCAGGUACAGUUACAACAUAUUUAAAAGACAUUUGGACAGGUACAUGAAUAGGAAAGAUUUAAAGGGAUAUGGGCCAAAAGCAGGCUGGUGGGACUAGUUUAACUUGGGGAAACUUGGUCAGCACAGACUAGUUGGACCAAAGGGUCUGUUUCUGUGCUAUAUGAUUAAAUCAUAACCUAAAGAACUUGGAAUGUAAAUGUGUUUGCAUCUGAAACUAGAAUCUAAGAUCCAAUUGGUUUUGUACAGAUUUGCUUCAAGAUUUAAUGAGUUUGGCAAUGAGACAAAAUGAGUUGUGAAUGUUCUGUGGAAACCAAGAAUCAUUUCUGACUUCAUCCUUCCAUUUUAAACUUGACAAGUGAUCUCCGACUCUUGCUUAAUGCUCUCAACUGUGAAUACAUUUGAAUUUCAUACGUUUAGGCCAUUGGCACAAUAUUAUCAGGAUUGCAUCUUGUAUAUAAAAAUUUUUAGUUAGGCAUUGAAUGUUGAUGACAUCAGGAGUUUCUCAUUAUUGAAAUUUUAUGGAUAAAUUCCAAUCGAAAAGCCAAAGAGCUAUGUAUAUAACAACCAGCUUUAUACUUGUACUGUGCUUAAGAAGUUUGCUGAUACUUGACAGGGAGGGACCUUGGCGUUUUCCCCCACAUUGUCCCACAAAAUUCCACACCCAGACUUUCCCACUGAGUAAAUUCAGUCAGUAGUGCCUCCCAAAAUAGGUAUUCCUGGAGGUAUCAGGAGUUAUUUCCAGUCUCCAUCCCCAUAGCAAGAGACUAUGUGAAGGCUGUUGUCACUGUUGUUAAUGAUGUGACACUCUGAGGUCGAGGAGAAAGUAGUCCCCCUGACCUAACUCUUGUUUACAAGUCAACCCAGAAUGGGACAAAAUACACUAAAUAAAUCAAGCAAAAAAAGCCUUGUAGUGCAUUAAGUUCUCAUCCACAUUCCUCCAUGGGUUUAUCCAACAUUUCUUUGGAAAAAGGCUUCCUUUCAGAAUUCUAAUGAACAGCAUUGACAAACUAACAUCAUCCUGUAGAUAAAGAACAAAUAAAACCCCACAAAUGUUAGAAAACUGAUCACGUUUGCCUCCUCUUCAUGCUGAAUUAUUACAAAUGAACAGCAAUUAAAUAGAAUGAGAGAUGGGGCAAGAUGAAUGGGAUGCACAGGGGGGCUGUUUUUGGUUCUAGAAAGUCCUUUUGACUUCUCUUUACUUUGAAUCUCAUUGAAGGCAGAAACUGAGAAACUAUUUAUCGAGUGUUUGGUGUCUCCUGGAUUCAUUUAAAAUUAAAUGUGUUAAAGUGCACCUCACAAUACACCACCAGCAGGAUAGACUGAGCUGUUAGUAGAACCACCCUGUUUUGAAAUAUCUUGUGUCUAUUAUAAUAUUUUAUCUAUUACUUUUAUAUAUUGUUGUAUUAUUGAAAAUCUUUUGACCAAUCUGAAUUCUGUAGGGAAUGUGUAAGCUUUAUCUGAAUAGAAAAUGAUUAAGCAAGAAAACAGUUCACUUCUGAAUUUAUCUUCUAACUAUUGUUAAAUAAGUGAGGGGUAAGAUCUAACAGCUGUCCUUUUUGUUUAACCUACUGCUGUCUGAGGAGAGAAGUAUCUUUAACUUGGACACUCCAGGCUCCAGUUCUUGUCUGGAACUGAAGGGGAUGGGAUAUCUGGGGUGGAAAAGGUUGUCAGCUCUCCGGAUGGGAAAUAUUCCUGGAGGUAUCAGGAGUUAUUUCCAGUCUCCAAACAGCCCAUUCCCAUACUCGCGUCAUGAGUUACUUCAUGUGUGUAUUAUUGUGGUUCAAAGUGACAUGUAAUCAAAUUUAUUAUCUAACUAACCCUUGACACUUGGCAAUUUUGGGGUUUGCAAUAAAAGUCUUCAAUUGUG
Messenger RNA from Rhincodon typus (whale shark), 4325 nucleotides. RefSeq names its product uroplakin 3b (gene upk3b). Lineage: Eukaryota; Metazoa; Chordata; Chondrichthyes; Orectolobiformes; Rhincodontidae. Bases 133 to 924 code for a protein of 263 amino acids. The record is from RefSeq and is a predicted model, not a curated record. The transcript is spliced from 6 exons.